Molecule: messenger RNA, 3007 nt
Organism: Coregonus clupeaformis (lake whitefish)
Lineage: Eukaryota; Metazoa; Chordata; Actinopteri; Salmoniformes; Salmonidae
Gene: tmem169b
Product: transmembrane protein 169b
Exons: 5
Coding region: 1198-2115 (305 amino acids)
Source: RefSeq, a predicted model, not a curated record
GUCCCAUCCCCAGUCAGGAGGUAAGGCUCUAGAGAGGUGUCCCAGGCCAGUCAGGAGGUAAGGCUCUAGAGAGGUGUCCCAUCCCCAGUCAGGAGGUAAGGCUCUAGAGAGGUGUCCCAGGCCAGUCAGGAGGUAAGGCUCUAGAGAGGUGUCCCAGGCCAGUCAGGAGGUAAGGCUCUAGAGAGGUGUCCCAGGCCAGUCAGGAGGUAAGGCUCUAGAGAGGUGUCCCAGGCCAGUCAGGAGGUAAGGCUCUAGAGAGGUGUCCCAGGCCAGUCAGGAGGUAAGGCUCUAGAGAGGUGUCCCAGGCCAGUCAGGAGGUAAGGCUCUAGAGAGGUGUCCCAGGCCAGUCAGGAGGUAAGGCUCUAGAGAGGUGUCCCAUCCCCAGUCAGGAGGUAAGGCUCUAGAGAGGUGUCCCAUCCCCAGUCAGGAGGUAAGGCUCUAGAGAGGUGUCCCAGGCCAGUCAGGAGGUAAGGCUCUAGAGAGGUGUCCCAGGCCAGUCAGGAGGUAAGGCUCUAGAGAGGUGUCCCAGGCCAGUCAGGAGGUAAGGCUCUAGAGAGGUGUCCCAGGCCAGUCAGGAGGUAAGGCUCUAGAGAGGUGUCCCAGGCCAGUCAGGAGGUAAGGCUCUAGAGAGGUGUCCCAGGCCAGUCAGGAGGUAAGGCUCUAGAGAGGUGUCCCAGGCCAGUCAGGAGGUAAGGCUCUAGAGAGGUGUCCCAUCCCCAGUCAGGAGGUAAGGCUCUAGAGAGGUGUCCCAGGCCAGUCAGGAGGUAAGGCUCUAGAGAGGUGUCCCAGGCCAGUCAGGAGGUAAGGCUCUAGAGAGGUGUCCCAGGCCAGUCAGGAGGUAAGGCUCUAGAGAGGUGUCCCAGGCCAGUCAGGAGGUAAGGCUCUAGAGAGGUGUCCCAGGCCAGUCAGGAGGUAAGGCUCUAGAGAGGUGUCCCAGGCCAGUCAGGAGGUAAGGCUCUAGAGAGGUGUCCCAGGCCAGUCAGGAGGUAAGGCUCUAGAGAGGUGUCCCAGGCCAGUCAGGAGGUAAGGCUCUAGAGAGGUGUCCCAUCCCCAGUCAGGAGGUAAGGCUCUAGAGAGGUGUCCCAUCCCCAGUCAGGAGGUAAGGCUCUAGAGAGGUGUCCCAGGCCAGUCAGGAGUUCAUGCUCCUUGGUUGAAGAGCGAGGUAGCGGCAGUGAUCCUUUCCCUUAGUCAGUCAGUAUGGCCCAGGCGGAGCCCCAGCCCAGUGGAGAUAGCAGCCCCCAGCUCAUCUCCCUCCAGUCGGAGAGGUCAGAGGCAUCAGGGAACCAUGUAGAGGUGGGCCCCGCCAACCGGAGGAAGAGGAGGAGGAAGGAGCCCAGACCUGAGUCCAUCAUUGUGUAUCGCUCAGACAAUGAGAGGGGGCCCGGGGAGGAGCAGGGUGGAGAGGAGGGAGUGGCCGACAGGAGCACAGAGGAGGGGGCCAAGUUCCUCACCACACCCACCGGCGAAGGAGGCUGGAGUGACAGGAGCAUGCCCCCAGACAGCCGCUAUGUGACCCUGACCGGCACCAUCACCAGGGGGAAGAAGAAGGGUCAGCUGGUGGACAUCCACGUUACUCUAACAGAGAGAGAACUCCGGGACAUGACCCUCUCUAAAGAACGUCUGGACGCUGAGUGUGAGGGGGGCCAGGGCUCCAAGCGUACCUUUGGCUUGGGGUUCUGCCAGGGCCCCCAUGUGAUCCUCUGGAGCCUAUCGUGUGCCCCCGUAGUCUUCCUCCUCGCCUUCAUCACGUCGUUCUACUAUGGAACGCUCACCUGGUACAACGUGUUCCUGGUCUACAACGAGGAGAGAACAUUCUGGCACAAGAUCACCAUCUGCCCCUUCCUCAUCAUCUUCUACCCCAUGCUGAUCAUGCCCAUGGCCCUGGCCCUGGCGCUGUACUGCGCCCUGGCGCAGGUCUCCUGGGCCUUUAGUGAGUGGUGGCUGUCUGUCCGGGACCUGGAGAAGGGGUUCUGUGGCUGGGCCUGUGGGAAGCUGGGGAUGGAGGACUGUUCUCCAUAUAGUAUCGUGGAGCUGCUGGACUCGGACAACUUCUCAGGGAGCAUGCAGGGGAAUAACAAGGCCCCCAGCGAAGACGCACAGACUUCCUCUGUGUGAGACUGGGUUGUAUUCACUGGGAAGCAAACAGCGAUGGACUACCUGAACUUAUCCAUUAACAAACACUUUAGUUUGACUUUGCACAACAUCUUGCAAUGGUGUACACACUAAUGAGUAUGACCCUGGACUGGCAUCAUGGACACACACAAACUGGCAAGGUUGUCAUACUUCCACAUUUUUUAAACCAGCAAAAGCUGGUUAUUGGUUUAACUUCCACUUCUUACUAAUUUAUCUAACCUCGCAUUCUGACUGGUUGUUAUUGAAGUGAGCUCUGAGUUUACUGUUCCAAUCACUAUGUUGUUAUGUUUUUAAAUGUUCUUAUUUAUUUGAAUAUGUCAACCACUAGCUAGUUUAGUUCUAAGUGUUGUAAAUUGAUGUUUUGUACCAUAGCGUAGGACGGGUGCUGUUAAAAAGAUGUUUAAAUUAAAUAUACUGUAAUGACCGCAGGCAUGUAACAUGAGGGUCGCUACAAUGCUGCCUGAAGUUGACCUUGUACCGCACAGAGGAUCAAACACAAGACAUAUCUAUCUAACAUAUUGAUAGAUUUCCGUUGGAUAAAUGUUGCACUGAAAUCUUCGAUAGGACAGGCAGGAAGUUACCUUUAUAUCUAAUGUGCUGUACCCGCAUGAAGUAAUACUUUACAUUUCUCUCUUUCGGGUUGAAGAGAUUACAUUUUAAACUGUGGCGAGGUUGAAGGAACACUGGGGCCAGUCAUUCAGCAGACAAGAAUGUAGAAUUAAGAUUUGAAGGAUCUGAAAGGAUUUUGGUCAGUACCUCUGUUCUCUAUAUAAAGGUUCAUCUGUGUGUGUUGUUCAAUCACUCUUCACAUCAUGUUUGUUGCUCACCGUGAGAGGAAAUUUAUGGAAAUAAAACCUGAAUGAUUUUCACAGUU